AUGGCGUUCAUGAGGGGAGAGCCUUUGUUGUCCAAGCUGUCUGCUCUGUCGCAAUACGUGGUUCUGCCGGGAGCCAUGAUCGCCGCUCUCUUCUAUUCGCCGCCGCGCUAUGGAUCCUCAUCUUCCUCCACCUCCGAUUCCAAGACCUCCGGUUCAUCCAAAUGA
Molecule: messenger RNA, 165 nt
Organism: Linum tenue
Lineage: Eukaryota; Viridiplantae; Streptophyta; Magnoliopsida; Malpighiales; Linaceae
Source: the annotation of a GenBank genome assembly